Molecule: messenger RNA, 1470 nt
Organism: Chlamydomonas reinhardtii
Lineage: Eukaryota; Viridiplantae; Chlorophyta; Chlorophyceae; Chlamydomonadales; Chlamydomonadaceae
Exons: 4
Coding region: 292-759 (155 amino acids)
Source: RefSeq, a predicted model, not a curated record
GUUGGGAGACGACGGAGCAUUGCCCAGCCCUGUGACCCAGCAUGCGCGUUGAACGCUCGCAAGGCUAACGACGCGCGCGCUGUAUGCAAUGAGCGAGGCGAGAGAGGUUCGGGGCAGCGGGGGCACGUCGGGAGCUCGAGAGGGGAUGACAUGGGGGCCGGGCCGGGGCCGAUGACUACACCUGGUGCACAUUGCUGUAGCUCAGGGCUGAAAUUGUACUUAGAAACGUCUGUAGGCUCAGCCCCAGAUAAAGCACACAGCAGGUAGCGCCUGGGACGCAAUUAGGCCAAAAUGUCAGCCAGCGUUGAGGAACGUCAAAGCUUCCACGAUAAGGUCAAUGACGUUUUUAAGAACCUGACUGGGGAGGCUGGGAAAAGGUGGGCCCGCCCCGACGAGCCCAUUCUGCACACGCUGAACGAUGAGAAGGAGGAGCCGCAUAUCUUCUUCCACAACACCAACUACCGGACCUCGCGGAAGUACAUCAACGUGGAGAAGACGAAGAUUCUGAGGGAGCAGGCUCUGGAGUGCGUGCGUGCUGCGGGCACUGCGCGGUACCACAAGUGCACCGAGGUCAUGAAGCGCCUGCAGGCUGCCGUCCGGGUGGCCUCCAACGUGGACCGCGGCCCGCUGGCCCGCAAGCGCGACGUGGGCUUCAUCUACCACAACAACAGGCUGCGCGAGCUGCAGCAGCAGGCGGCGGAGCUGGAGAUCGAGAACCCUUUCCCCGCGCCCGCCAAGCAGGCCACUGGCGGCUACUAGAGCGUGAGCGCAGCGUGGCGGAAGCAGCGUGUGGCGGCGGCGGCGGGCUCGUUGGGAGGCGGCGGCGGAGUGCAGCGGAGGAGAGGAGAGCAGUGGCAUCGUGGAGCGGGGUGGGGGGCGGUCGUGCCGCCUGGGGCAUGGCGCGGGACUGCCUUGAUGCCGCCUGGCCAGAUGCGGCCGAAGGCGCAGUGCUGCAGUGGGCCUCGCAUCUGGGGGGCUGCCGUCAUGUGCGAUGCAUGCGGGGGACCGCCGGAGUGCGGCUUGCUGCUAGCUAGCUGCUAGGUGGUGGUGGUGAUGAUGGCAGUUGUGUGAGUGCCUGGCGCUGGUGGCGGUGGUGGUGCGUAUGCACAUGCUGACAUGCGUCGCUGCAGAAGGAGCGCACUGCAUGUGAGGUUCGUGGGUGUGGCACUGCCCACCUAGGCUUAUCGUAGAGUUUUGAAUGUGGCGUUCAGACGAUCAGAUUCAGGGACGGGGGACUGGUUGACGAGGCGUGAUGUGCUUGUGCCUCACCGAAGCAACGCGGCUUCUUGAUAACUCGUCUUCAAUGGACAACUGCUCGGCGUGGGUCCCAGGAAUACAGUUCUUAGAGGUGCUAAUAUUGAAAGCUACGGCUGAUUGCCCCAUGUGUCACAGCUGGGUUGCCCGGAGUCAGGGCUGGGGGGUGGGGUGGCAGGCUUUCAGGCAGUGCACCGCUGUGUACUCGUUACAGUA